Salvia miltiorrhiza (redroot sage) is the source of this 1007-nucleotide messenger RNA. RefSeq names its product protein VACUOLELESS GAMETOPHYTES-like. NCBI's taxonomy places the organism in Eukaryota, Viridiplantae, Streptophyta, Magnoliopsida, Lamiales, Lamiaceae. The transcript is spliced from 2 exons. The record is from RefSeq and is a predicted model, not a curated record. Bases 180 to 1007 code for a protein of 275 amino acids.
UUGAUUAGAAUUCUUUAGUUUUUGAAGAUACUAUUAGAUUUCAAAACUCACUCGUGGAAGAAAAGUUGCCAGUUACCUUUUUUUUUUCUUUGUUUGUUAUGGUUGUUCCGUUUUAAUAAGAUGUAAGAAUUGUAUAUGUACGCAUUAAUACUUAUUGUUAAGAGAGAAAGAAAGCAGGGAUGGAUGAUGAGGAGAUUAUUCCUCACAUGUUUCAUGAACACCCGCUGAGCCUGAUCCCCAACCUGGCCGCGGAAACUUGUUAUUCUUGGAACAAUUGGUGUUAUGGUUGUUUCAGAUUUUUUUUACCAGGAGAGGCAGCCUAUGGAUGCAGCCAAAAGUGUGGAUUUCGUGAUCUAUUCCACAAAGAUUGCAUGGAAAUGCCGAGAGAGAUUCGCCAUCACCUCCAUCCUUCACACUCACUCACACUCACAUUCACACUCACACAAGAACAUGAUUCUCCAUACAUUUUCAUAAGUUCAUGUGCAGUUUGUGAAGCGGUUAUGCGUGGGAUGUACUACGAAUGUAGUGGGGGAUGUGACUGGUGGAUCCACUUGGGAUGCGCAGGGGGUUUUGAUGAAGUAGUAGUUGAUGAUAAUCCAACAAUGAAGCACACAAGCCACCCCCAACACCACCUCAAAUUUUCCAAGAAAGCAAUAUUGUGCUGUGAUGCCUGUGGUGCCACUCACAAAGGGAAGUCCUACAUCUGCACCGUUUGCGACUACUGGAUACACGAGAGAUGCGCACUCUUGCCGGUGUCCGCGCACUUUCCUCAUCAUCGCCCCGACCACUCUCUCUCCCUCGCUUUUCAUAUUCCAUAUCAGUACAUCCUAUAUAAAUUGGUAUGUGCUAUAUGCAGCGGAGCUUUGCCAUUGAGACGUUGGGUCUAUCAUUGCCACCUUUGCAACUAUGUCGUGCAUACCAACUGUGCCUUCCGCUCGCCUUCUAAUGCAUCUAAUAAUGAAAAUGCAGUUGAUGAUGAGAAAGACAUUGUUAUUUGGGUAGUGUAG